CAUGGAGCGGCGGGUGGCGCGGGAGUUCAGGCACAAGGUUAAUCUUCUGAUUGACAAUGAAGCCGAGAAGGAUUACCUUUAUGAUGUGCUGCGAAUGUACCACCAAUCUAUGAAUCUGCCGGUGCUUGUGGGGGACCUGAAGCUGGUGAUUAAUGAACCAAGCAGGUUGCCUCUGUUCGACGCUAUCCGCCCGCUCAUCCCGCUGAAACACCAGCUGGAGUACGAUCAGCUUACACCCAAAAGAUCACGAAAGCUGAAAGAGGUAAGAUUGGAUCGGUUGCACCCUGAAGGACUUGGAAUAAGUGUGAGAGGUGGUGUGGAAUUUAGCUGUGGCCUUUUUAUCUCCCAAUUAAUUAAAGGAGGACAAGCUGACAAUGUUGGUCUUCAGGUUGGAGAUGAAAUAGUUCGUAUAAAUGGAUAUUCCAUCUCUUCCUGCACACAUGAGGAAGUGAUAAAUCUCAUUCGCACAAAGAAAAUAGUGUCCAUAAAAGUAAGACAUAUUGGCAUGAUACCUGUCAAAAGUUCAGCAGAUGAACCCCUUAAAUGGCAAUAUGUGGACCAGUUCGUGUCAGACUCUGGGGAGGGAAAAGGCAGUGUUGCUGGUCUUGCUUCAUCUGGAGGGAGAAACAGUAAAGAGAAGAAAGUCUUUAUUAGCUUGAUUGGUACAAAAGGCAUGGGAUGCAGUAUUUCCAGUGGUCCAACACAAAAACCAGGCAUUUUUAUCAGCAAUGUUAAGCCAGGUUCUCUUUCAGCAGAGGUGGGCUUAGAGGUUGGUGAUCAAAUUGUAGAGGUAAACGGAGUGGAUUUUUCUAAUGUGGAUCAUAAAGAGGCUGUCAGAGUGCUAAAAAGCAGUCAUACCUUGACCAUCUCUGUUGUGGCUGGGGCC
Messenger RNA from Tinamus guttatus (white-throated tinamou), 886 nucleotides. The record is from RefSeq and is a predicted model, not a curated record. Lineage: Eukaryota; Metazoa; Chordata; Aves; Tinamiformes; Tinamidae.